AAAGUUUUCCGGAGAAACGCCAAAAAGGAGAAAAUAAGCUGCGCAGCGGCUUCGUGUCUUCGCUUUCUAUCAGAUCUCUUAUCCAUUGAGAAUACUCUGUAUUCAUCUGUAACGUAUCUCUCUCUCUCCCCUCCCUAGUUUUCGUUCCAAUCGCAGAAGACAAGGAAGGUCAAUCCAUGGGGACUGGUGCAUCGAGGAACACUGAGGCGGAGGAGGAGGAUGGCUGCAAUGGCGGUGGUGGUCAGCUCUACGUUUCGCUGAAGAUGGAGAAUUACAAGAUCGAGGGCGACCUUACCCCUCAUGUUUACGGCUCUGUUCCCCUCAUCGGUUCCUGGGAUUCUUCCAAAGCCCUUCCGAUGCAACGUGAAUCCGCGUCGAUGUGGGAAUUGAGUUUCGUCGUUCCUCCUAACCACGAGACUUUCGAUUUCAAGUUCUUGUUGAAGCCAAAGUACAGUAAUGCGCCGUGUAUAGUGGAAGAGGGUCCGAAUCGGCUUCUUACAGGAGGAUCAUUGCAAGGAGAUGCGAAAUUAGCUCUGUUUAGGCUUGAAGGAGAUGUGAUUCUUGAGUACAGGGUGUUCAUCAACGCCGACAGAGUUUCUCCAUUUGAUCUCGCUGCUAGUUGGCGAGCUUACCGUGAGAACCUUCAGCCAUCCACUGUUCGUGACGUUCCAGAUGUCAGUAUAAAUGCUGCUCCAUCGGGUGCUGAGAAUGGUCCUUCAGGCACUUUGGAGCUUGAUCUCGAGCAUUAUGUUGUUCCUGCUCCUGCAACUUCUGCAAACUCAGCCCAUGUUUAUGCAGCUAACAAUGCUGAGAAUCCACGGUCUCUUACAGCCUCUGGUUUGUUUCGUAUGAGCGAUGCCUUGAACUCCGCAUCAGAUAUUUCCAAAGAUUCUGGUGUUGAGGUUGAUCAACCUCCAGCUGUAAAGGAAAUGGAGGUCAGUAUCCCAGAUCCUUCAAAGGUGUUUUCUGCUUCAGGAACAGUUGAGUCGAAGUCAGUGGGGACCCACUCACCUCUUCAGAAGCAAGAUUGUCAAAGGGGACUCUUUGUUGAUCGAGGUGUUGGCUCCCCCAGGCUUGUCAAAUCUUCUAGCUCAAGCUCAUUUAUGGCCGAUACCAAACCUGAUAUAGAAACCAAGAAUUCAAUGCCAGCUGCUGCAGGAGCUGUUGCCGCGGCGGCUGUAGCUGAUCAAAUGCUUGGGCCUAAGGAGGAUAGACAUUUAGCGAUUGUCCUGGUCGGCUUGCCAGCUCGAGGGAAGACUUUUACUGCAGCUAAGCUAACAAGAUAUCUACGCUGGUUGGGACAUGAUACGAAACACUUCAACGUUGGAAAGUAUCGGCGCCUUAAACAUGGAACUAAUCAGAGUGCUGAUUUCUUUCGUGCUGACAAUCCAGAUGGCGUAGAGGCACGCAAUGAGGUAGCAGCGCUUGCAAUGGAGGAUAUGAUAGCCUGGAUGCAGGAAGGUGGUCAAGUUGGAGUCUUUGAUGCAACUAAUAGCACCAGGGUUCGUCGGAAUAUGCUGAUGAAAAUGGCUGAAGGGAAGUGUAAGAUAAUUUUCCUGGAAACACUAUGCAAUGACGAACGUAUAAUUGAAAGAAACAUACGCCUUAAAAUUCAGCAAAGUCCUGACUACGCAGAAGAGCCAGAUUUCGAAGCAGGGUGCCGAGACUUCAGAACCCGUUUAGCAAACUAUGAAAGGGUUUAUGAGCCUGUAGAAGAAGGUUCAUACAUCAAAAUGAUUGAUAUGGUCAGCGGAAAUGGUGGACAGAUACAAGUGAAUAAUAUUAGCGGUUACCUACCUGGAAGAAUUGUGUUUUUCCUGGUAAAUACGCAUCUCACUCCUCGCCCAAUACUUCUCACUAGGCAUGGUGAGAGUAUGGAUAAUGUUAGAGGCAGAAUUGGAGGGGACAGUGUAGUAAGUGGAUCGGGAGAAAUUUACGCCAAGAAACUUGCUAACUUUGUCGAGAAGCGACUGAAAUCUGAAAAGGCUGCUUCGAUAUGGACCAGCACUCUUCAGAGAACAAUCUUAACAGCGAGUUCUAUAGCUGGAUUUCCUAAGGUGCAAUGGCGUGCCCUUGAUGAGAUAAAUGCUGGAGUUUGUGAUGGAAUGACAUAUGAAGAGAUAAAGAAGAACAUGCCCGAGGAGUAUGAAUCUCGGAAGAAGGAUAAGCUGAGAUACCGAUACCCUCGUGGAGAAUCUUAUCUUGAUGUAAUUCAAAGGCUUGAACCUGUGAUUAUCGAGCUAGAACGGCAAAGAGCUCCUGUCGUUGUGAUAUCUCAUCAGGCCGUGCUGAGAGCAUUGUAUGCCUAUUUUGCAGAUCGGCCCCUCAAAGAAAUACCCCACAUCGAGAUGCCACUUCACACAAUCAUAGAGAUACAGAUGGGGGUUUCAGGAGUGCAAGAGAAACGCUACAAACUCAUGGACUGAAACUACGACAGCAACUACAGAAACGUUUUUCGUUAUCUAACCAAAACUUAUAUAGUGCUUUGGGAAAAGACAUGCUGAGAUUACACUGUGGAAUAUACCAAAGUUGCUUCCCAGCAGAACCCAUACAGGAUCAUCUCUUUAUUCACUCUUUUUGUUCCCACGUCUCAAAUUGUUAAUACUCCAUAGUCCAUUCUGGUAAUCAUUUAAUAUACAGAGAUCUCAUAGAAAUGGACGGUCCAUUUGAGUUUCA
Molecule: messenger RNA, 2676 nt
Organism: Tarenaya hassleriana
Lineage: Eukaryota; Viridiplantae; Streptophyta; Magnoliopsida; Brassicales; Cleomaceae
Product: 6-phosphofructo-2-kinase/fructose-2,6-bisphosphatase
Exons: 23
Coding region: 177-2426 (749 amino acids)
Biological process (GO): fructose metabolic process; fructose 2,6-bisphosphate metabolic process
Cellular component (GO): cytosol
Molecular function (GO): starch binding; fructose-2,6-bisphosphate 2-phosphatase activity; ATP binding
Source: RefSeq, a predicted model, not a curated record